UGGUGGGGGCGUUUUCCUAUUCCUUGUACGCGGCGUCGCGACGCCGUCAGUCCGCUUGUCUACGUCGCAACUUAAACGUCGGUCAUAAUAAACCGUGUAUCGCCGGAAUUUGGUUGAAUUUGAUGGUUGCGGUGGUGUAAUGGCCGAAAAAGUGGACGAAGAUGCUCCCGUAUGUCACGCGUUUUUCCAAUUGAAAGAACCCGGCAGCGACCGCUGGCGGUUAAGGGGCGUCUGUUGACUGUUUUCUUGUGUUUACGCCCCGGUUUAACCAGAUUUCGCCAUUUAACAGUGAUUUACUGUGACCUUGUCAGUCGAGAUUCUUCAAUACAACACUCAAGAAAAUUGUCCUGUAUGAAAUACGAAAUCAAUAACGACUUUGCCGUUAUCUGCCUGAAAUAAAAAACGCUCCGUUUGUCAACUGCGGGCGUUGGCGUGAGACAUUGCGAUAUUGCUAGCCACGAAAUGAAAACUAUGUAGUAAAAACAGGAGCAAAUAAUAUAAAGGGAUUUAAUAGCUGCGUGCUACACGACACGCGUGGCAGCGCCGAUUUAGUACUUCCGGUGAAUGGGGGGCAAUGGGCGACGGAUCGACUGAGGGGGGGCUGCGUAGGCGAAUGCCGCUUAGAAGAGCUGGUGGUAGUGGAGCCGCAGCAGGCUCCUACGGACUGGGCGGUAGGGCCAUGCGCUACUACCGCCUUUGGAUUUACACCUGCAACACGGCCCUCCUAGCUGGGGCUUUGGCUUUUAGUGGCGCCGCCGCCAAGACUGUCAUCUUUGACUUCCGAAGAUCUCUCGUGCCAUCAUUAACCCUUUACCAGCCGUCAUUCCUAUACGCUUACCUCGCUAUAGCGACGCAAGGCGGCGCUCUGCAACUGUUAGGAUGUAUGGCGGCCCUUAGAUUGUCGGAGAAGCUUUUAAAUGCGUAUUGGUUGCUUUUGCUCGUCUUGACGUUCGGCGAUAUUGUGAUUGGUGCUUUUUGGGCUUACCGAUUCGAGAGAAUCUGCCAGGAAUUGAGGCCGGCACUGAGGAUACGCUUCCAGCAAGAGUACGGCUCCAACAACGACAUGACGACGUUAUGGGAUCGUUUACAGACUGAGGAUUCUUGCUGCGGGGUCACAGGCCCCGAGGAAUUCAACAACGAAACUGGCACUAGUCGGUGGGAAUUGCCAACUAGUUGUUGCACAAUGACGCCUGUUAAUAAUACAUUGCGAUGUACCAAGGUUCAUAACACAGGGUGCGAUGAACGACUUCUAGCUUAUUUAAGGUCGACUGCCUCAUUAUUGGCGGUUUUGGGAUAUUGCGUACUAGCUUUCCUGAAGAUAUGUUUUCUGGGCAUUUUAAGAUACGAGAUACGGGAAAUGGUUCAGAAAAUACGGAUUCUAAGGGCUGAAUUGGAAUUGCCGAAUGUUAAUGGGGCACUACCCGGCGCUUUGCGAGCAGAAAGCGCGGAAAGCGAACGCGAGUCAUUGCUGGUAAGACCCGAAAGUACGGCACUACUUUCCACUCCGAUGACGCAACCGAAAAAUCCCAACGGCAACAAUAACUACGAGAUGCGAGAGUACCAUGCUGGGCAUGAUAACAUAUGACUAAAGUAUCGCCUGGAGGGUCUGUUUAAUCGCGGCCGGUGGAGUCGUGUUAAGAAAGGCCCUCUGGCCACGCCGCUCGAAGAUAUCUUCAAAAGGAAGCCCAGAGCGAGAGUCAAGAACGAGCUGUGCUGAGGAUUGCUGCCCGCUUGUCAGCCCGAAACUCUGGUGUAAUGUGAUGGUGCAGUGAUAUGUGUGAAGGUGAACGAACGUAUGAUGAGAACCCGCACUGAAUAUUCCUAUUUACAUGAUAGAAACACACGUAUAUAUAUUUAUUAGAACUGAGACACAUACUCCAAAAAAAUGUAAUAUAAACAAGUUUUUGUUAUUGCUAGUAAAUAGCGGACAUAAUUCGAUAAUAUGGUUUUGAACAGCAUCUUCCUAACUUAUCCUGUAUAUAUAGACAUGGUUGCUUGUUAUUGAAAGAAUUAUAUUGCCUUAAAUUUAUUUUGAAUAAAUUUAGGAAAGAAAGGAUAUAAUAUACAGGUUUUAAUUCGGCAUGCACUAUUUGAGAUUGCGAAAAGAAGCAUUGCAACACAAUAGGGUUUGUUCAGGAAGAAGUCCACGAAUAUUUUGUCAAUAAAAAUCCAGCAUAAACAGCAUGUUCCCAAAAUACAAAUUAGCACGCAACAAAAAUUAAAUGCUGAA
Molecule: messenger RNA, 2230 nt
Organism: Cylas formicarius (sweet potato weevil)
Lineage: Eukaryota; Metazoa; Arthropoda; Insecta; Coleoptera; Brentidae
Product: CD63 antigen-like
Exons: 8
Coding region: 575-1585 (336 amino acids)
Cellular component (GO): membrane
Source: RefSeq, a predicted model, not a curated record